AUAGCCCUAGGCAACCUCUCGCGUUCUUUCUCUAAGCGAAAAUGGCAGAUAGGAAACGAGACAAGGAGAAGCUUAGAGAACGUGACACUCGCGAUCAUCGAGACCGGGAGCGAGACCGGGAGCGGGAUCGCGAUCGAGAUAGAGAUCGAGAUCGCGCCCGAGAGCGAGAUCGAGACCGAGACAGGGACCGCGAAAAGCGGAAGCGCUCCCGCUCGCCAGAUCAAUAUCGUCGCCGUUCUCCAUCUCCGGAUCGACGACGCUCCCGUUCCCGCUCGGAAGACCGGUCUCAGCGUCGGCACGGCCACCACCGUCGCUCCCCGUCCCCCGACGCCCACCGCCGCAAGCGGCGGCGCGAUGGAAGCGAUGAUGACCGUGAGUCCCGCCGCCCCAAAGGCUCCGAGGCAAACGCCGCCAACGGAGCCGCCAAGGAUUCGAAGAAGGUGGACACUGCAGUUGGCGGAGGUGAUGUGACAAUGGAAUUCACUGAAGUGGAUAGUGAAGAGAUGGAUAUGAUGAAGAUGAUGGGGAUACCGGUAGGUUUCGACUCAACAAAGGGUAAGCAAGUGGCUGGGGCGGAUGUUAGCGGGGUUCGUGCUGUGACUAAGAGGCAGCCGAGGCAGUACAUGAAUCGAAGGGGCGGCUUUAAUCGACCUUUACCUUUGGAGCGGAAUCGCUAGUGAUUAGCAGGAGAACUUCACUAAGGGGAAAACGAUUGGAUAAACUAGAAAGAAGAAUGAGCUACAUCUUCUUGAAGACAAAAUCAGUUUAUCAUGCUCCUUCAUUUCAACCUGCAAUAUUGAAAUAAUUUGACAGCAUCAUUAUAGGCUAGGAUGUACCUACUUCAAAACUAUACAUUGUCGAUUAAGACAAACUCACACACACAUUGCAUACACAAAGACUCGAACCCAAGAAAUCUUAGUUGGUAGCCUAAAUGUCAAAGAAUGGAAGCUCAUGUUCAUGGAUGUGGAGUGUUGAACUGAAUAGAGGACUUUCAAUCUGCUGAACCUGAUUGGAGUUUCAUCGGAUGCUAUCAGAUAUAUGCUGCCAAUGAAACUAUCAGUUAACCCAGCCUUUCUUCGUAUGAUUUGGCUUGCUGUGCAGGUGUUUCUGUUGUUCGUCUGAUGAGCUCUCUGAAAACUAUUCUUAGGCGGACUCUUCAUAUCAGAUUUUACUGGUGGCUUUUGAUGGAAAAUUGCUGGAAUGCUUGAUUUUGUGAACAAGUGUUGGAAAAUUAGUGUGAAUGUUUUGGUCCAAAUCAGUUCAGAGUCGUGCAUUCUUUUGGAGCUUUUGGUUGCAGAUUACUUAACGUCUAAUUAUGCACAAUCAUCCACCAGGAUCCUUGUGGUCAGUUUGUUAUAUUGGAUGCUUAGUAACCCAAAUCCUUUAGGCGACCAAGUGAUGAUGUAGAUUUAACACUUUUUUAAGGAACUAUCAUCAUUUACAGAAACUGUAACACGCUUUCCUCAUUUUGAGGAAAAAAUAUUUUGUGCGGAAGCGGAACCUGUCCGGAUGCUAAAGCUCGAGGCUCAGUAUGACUGACGUGAUUCAUUCUGAUUGGUAUUCGGAUAUAGAGCUGCCUUCGACGUUUACACAGAAUAAUCUGUCUUUUUGAGGGUGUACUGUGGUGAAGGUUUAUCCGCAAAUCCUUGUUGUUUUUCAAAUGUUCAUAUUAAAAUUAGUUGGCGAAUCACAUGUUUAUUUAUUUGAAAUAUUGAUAUUGAGAUUUAGGAGACUUUGUUGAA
Dendrobium catenatum is the source of this 1742-nucleotide messenger RNA. Its product is annotated as U4/U6.U5 small nuclear ribonucleoprotein 27 kDa protein. The transcript has 7 exons. Gene Ontology annotation, biological process: RNA splicing. NCBI's taxonomy places the organism in Eukaryota, Viridiplantae, Streptophyta, Magnoliopsida, Asparagales, Orchidaceae. Gene Ontology annotation, cellular component: precatalytic spliceosome. The record is from RefSeq and is a predicted model, not a curated record. The coding region runs from base 42 to 677 and encodes 211 amino acids.